Molecule: messenger RNA, 6518 nt
Organism: Talpa occidentalis (Iberian mole)
Lineage: Eukaryota; Metazoa; Chordata; Mammalia; Eulipotyphla; Talpidae
Gene: ZNF654
Product: zinc finger protein 654
Exons: 9
Coding region: 22-3405 (1127 amino acids)
Biological process (GO): regulation of transcription by RNA polymerase II
Cellular component (GO): nucleus
Molecular function (GO): DNA-binding transcription factor activity, RNA polymerase II-specific; DNA binding
Source: RefSeq, a predicted model, not a curated record
GCGCUGGGCGGCGAGAGCCUCAUGGCGGAGGAAGAGAGCGACCAAGAGGCCGAACGCCUCGGAGAGGAGCUUGUGGCCAUUGUGGAGUCCCCGCCCGGCCCUGCGGGGCUUGGGGCUGCGGGCGACGGCAGAGGCGGCGCCGGCGGCGGCGGCUGCGGGGACGGCGGCGGCGGGAUCAGCAGCCGGGAUUACUGCCGACGCUUCUGUCAGGUGGUUGAAGAUUAUGCUGGACGAUGGCAGGUCCCUUUGCCACAGCUUCAGGUUCUUCAGACUGCACUUUGCUGUUUUACUUCAGCCAGUGCAUCAUUCCCAGAUGAAUGUGAGCACGUACAAUAUGUUUUGAGUAGCCUUGCUUUGAGUUUCUUUGAGUUGCUGCUGUUCUUUGGAAGAGAUGAGUUUUAUGAAGAGCCCUUAAAGGAUAUUCUUGGAUCAUUCCAGGAAUGCCAGAAUCACCUCCGCAGAUAUGGAAAUGUGAAUCUGGAACUGGUGACUCGAAUCAUUAGAGAUGGUGGCCCAUGGGAAGAUCCAGUGUUGCAAGCUGUUCUUAAAGCCCAGCCAGCAUCUCAGGAGAUAGUGAAUAAAUAUUUAAGUUCUGAAAAUCCACUGUUCUUUGAACUACGUGCCAGAUACCUGAUAGCUUGUGAACGCAUACCAGAAGCAAUGGCUCUUAUUAAAUCUUGUAUAAAUCACCCAGAAAUCAGUAAAGACUUGUACUUCCAUCAAGCUUUCUUCACAUGUCUGUUUAUGUCACCUGUAGAAGAUCAGCUAUUACGGGAGCAUUUAUUGAAAACCGAUUGUAAGAGUGGGAUUGAUAUCAUCUGUAAUACUGAAAAAGAAGGCAAGACUCUCUUAGCCUUACAACUCUGUGAAUCAUUUCUUAUUCCACAGCUCCAGAAUGGGGAUAUGUACUGUAUCUGGGAGUUGAUUUUCAUAUGGAGUAAACUUCAGCUUAAGUCUAAUCCUUCAAAACAAGUUUUUGUAGAUCAAUGCUACCAGCUUUUAAGAACAGCAACUAAUGUGAGAGUCAUAUUUCCUUUCAUGAAAAUCAUUAAAGAUGAGGUUGAAGAAGAAGGUUUACAAAUUUGUGUUGAAAUAUGUGGUUGUGCUUUACAACUAGACCUUCAUGAUGAUCCCAAAACUAAAUGUCUAAUUUAUAAAACAAUUGCACAUUUUUUGCCAAAUGAUUUGGAGAUUCUCAGAAUUUGUGCACUCUCAAUAUUUUUUCUUGAGCGCUCCGUGGAAGCUUAUCAUACUGUUGAAGAGCUUUACAAACAUCCAGAUGAAGAAUAUAAUGAAGGCACAAGCUGUGUCCAAAAUCGUGUUCGUUUUGAAUUACUUCCAAUUUUAAAAAAGGGAUUGUUUUUUGAUCCUGAAUUCUGGAACUUCGUAAUGAUUAAGAAGAACUGUGUAGCAUUACUGAGUGAUAAAUCAGCACUUAGGUUUCUAAACGAAAGUACACUGGAAAAUUCUAUAGAUAAUCUAAAAAAGGCAGCAGAACAGCAUGAUUUGGAUGAAGGAUUUGACUCUCUUAUAGAUGAGAUCACUGGAGAGCUUGAUCCUGACGAUAUAUCUGGAAUGCAACCUAAAGAUCAUAUUAAUACAAAGAAAAACCUUACAGCUCUUAAUACUUCCAAAGUAGAUCACAAUGUCCCAAGGCACCGGUGUAUGUUAUGUAACAAGGAAUUUCUAGGUGGUCACAUUGUAAGGCAUGCCCAGGCUCAUCAAAAAAAGGGCAGUUUUUCAUGUGUAAUAUGUGGUAGAAAAUUUAGAAACAGAGGGCUUAUGCAGAAGCAUUUAAAGAAUCAUGUUAAGAAAAUACAGAGACAGCAAAUUGCUGCAGCUCAACAGGAAGAAAUUCCAGCUUUGGAAGAAAUUCAUUGCUCCAAUUCUUUCAUUUCAUUUGAAAAUGGGAAUUCUGAUAACAAGGAUUUGGAAGUUGAAAUUAUUACUGCUUCCAAUGAUGGAAACAAAGAAGUCAUUCCUGCACAUGUGACUGAAUUCAUUGAAAUCCCUGUAAGUGUAUCAGAAGAUGCCACUGAAAACAUUAUUGAAAAUGGUAGUCCUGAUACUUCUUUAAAUACUGUCUCAGAGCCGUUACCUAUAUGUGAGGACGAGGAAGAGGAAGAGGAUGAAGAAGGUGAUUAUGAAGAAGAUGAUUACGACUUAAACCAAGAAACUUCAGUACUUCAUAAAAUCAAUGGAACCGUGUGCCAUCCGAAAGACAUAUAUGCUACAGAUCAAGAAGGAAACUUUAAAUGUCCUGCUCUUGGUUGUGUCAGGAUAUUUAAAAGAAUUGGAUUUCUAAAUAAACAUGCAAGGACUGUACAUCCAACUGAUUUAAAUGUGCGACAAACAGUAAUGAAGUGGAGCAAAGGAAAAUGUAAAUUUUGUCAAAGGCAGUUUGAAGAUUCCCAACAUUUUAUAGAUCACCUUAAUAGACACAGCUAUCCAAAUGUGUACUUUUGUUUGCAUUUUAACUGCAAUGAGUCGUUUAAACUGCCAUUCCAGCUUGCUCAGCACACAAAGAGUCACAGGAUAUUUCAAGCUCAGUGCAGUUUUCCAGAAUGCCAUGAGCUUUUUGAAGAUCUUCCUCUUCUCUAUGAACAUGAAGCUCAGCACUAUUUAAGUAAAACACCAGAAUCAUCUGCACAACCAAGUGAAGCAAUUCUUUGGGAUGUUAUUACAGACUCAAAUCCUAAUCAUCAGGAAAAAGACUCAUCUAGUAAUGAGAAACAAACUGUUAGUCUGCCAGUUUCUACUAGCAAAUUAAGGAAAGAUUCUACAGAACCAAAGAUGUGUACAGAAAGUAUGGAAAAGAAAACAGACAGUUUAGUUCAGAAUGGAAAUGAACAUUCUGAUGACACUGUUUCUGAUAAAAGCUUGAUAGACCAAAAGAUGCCUGACAUUGAGCCAAAUUCUGAAAAUAAUUGUAGUAUUAGUGAUUUAGUCAAUGGACACAGUGGACUAGAGCAGGCGGCUUUAGUUUCAUCAGAUCCUGCUUUGAAAAGUGAUACACAUAAAAUCAGGACAGAAAAUGGUUCCAUCUUACCCACUGUUGUAUCACAAGAACACACUACUCUACCGGUAUCUCAGGCACCUUCCAAACCAAAUCUGACAAGUGAACAUACUUCAUAUGGCUUAAUUUUAACAAAGCCAUAUGUUAGACCAUUGCCUCCCAGUUACCUUGAUGAACGGUACCUUAGUAUGCCAAAACGCAGAAAAUUUCUGACUGAUAAAGUAGAUGCCUGUUCUGAUCAAGAUAAUGUUUGUAAAAAACCGGUGAAAAGAUUAAGAUGUGGCAAAUGCCUGACCACCUACUGUAAUGCUGAAGCACUUGAGGCUCACCUUGCACAAAAGAAAUGUCAGACACUCUUUGGAUUUGAUUCAGAUGAUGAAAGUGCCUGAUAAAAAUGUUUCAGAAAGAUCUGUCGAUCAAGCAGUAGUGUGAAAAAAGCACUACAAGAAAAUGCAUCAUCAGUUUGCUAUUUCCCUGAUGGCCUUAAAUUUAGAACGGUCUUGGAUUACUUAAGAAAAAGACAAAGCACAUUUUCUAGAAUGAACUCACUGAAGAGAUGUGCUGGUAUAGACUCCAAAAGAGUUAUGACAAAACUCCCAAAGUACCAGUUAUCCAGAAAACCACACUUUUUAAAAAGUUGAUGAUUAAUAGCAGCAUGAUCACGUUUCACUUAUGUGAGAAAUAUGUUCAGGCAACUAGUCAGAAGAUAAACCAGCUAUGGCCUUACAGAAAGGGAAGAGUUAAUCCAUUAUAUAAAAGGGGGUGGUGUUGGUUUAUAAUAAACAACUUAAAGCAUUCUACAAAUGGAAUUUGUUUUCUUGUCAUGCAUAAUCAGAGUAUGUCUUCCUUUCUGGUCAAACAUGGAUUAAGGAACCACUACUCUUAGGUUUAUUAUAAUUUAGAAACUGGAACAUGGAAAUAAAUUGAUUUAUGACCAUACUAUCUGGCUGUCUGAUAUAAAUUAUUACAGAUGGUUGAUUACAUCAAAAGUUGAAUUAAUGGCAUGCCAGCAUUGGAAAUUUCAAAAACUAAAACAAAACAGCAAUGCUUUGUUUAAUAAUAAUAAGCUCUUGAUAAAUCUUCCACAUACCUACAAAUGAGUAAAUUUAAAAGGUAACAGUGUCAAUUAAAUAGGAUAAGUACCAACAGUGAGUAACUGGGGAGAGAUGGGAGGAAUCUAAAACCAUUAAAGGCUAUUAGUUGAAGGAAAACACUGAAUUGCAUAUUCCUCAAUGUGAAUAAUGGUAUAAGCACACUGGGAUAUUUCUUAUUUGUAUAUAGAGUAGUGUGAGGACAUUGUUUGAUGAUUCAUAGUAAGGUCCUUUAGACAUUAAUGUGAGUUAUCUAAGUACAGUCCUACAAAAACAACUGGUUAUUAAAAAAAUCAUGUCAUCUAAAGAAAUCAGGGCAAGAGUUCGUUGGUUUUAUUCAAUUAGAAUUAAUUCUAAAGCCAUAUUAUUUAUUAGUAAUGAAUUUGGUCUGAAUAACAAUUUUUAUAUAAGGAAAUAUUUACACAAAAAUUUGCACAUCACGAAUACAGUAAGAUAUAAUGAUCUAUUUAUUUUCCUUGAAAACCAGUAAUUUUCUUAAAGAAGAUUUUUAACUUAUUAGUCAAUACAUUGUUAAAACACAUUCUUUAAAAUACCCUAUCACAUAUUUUCCACUUGUCCAUUCUCUUAAAGAGGAAGCUUAAAUACCUUCUCUUACCUAAACACAUGUUAACCUAAUAGCAAGGAUUAAAAUAAACCUGCAAGGGACAUUCCUUAAAAAUGGAGCUACUGAUAUACCAAUGUCAAGCAAAUAUUCCAUUUAUUUCAAAUGAUGUAUUUUUGUUCAAGUCAGAUAAUCUUAUCAGAUCCUACUAUUACAAAUGUUUGAACAUAAAGCUUCUUGAAUAAAUUUACUAAGGAAGUGGUAGAUGGGACAUUUUCUUAAAGUAGCAUCCAGACUAUAUUAAAUUAGGAUUUCCACGCUAUGGCAGAUUAGAUAUCUAAAAUAAAAUUCCCCAGUAUUAUUAAUUUAUUUAUAAUGAGCAUUCACUUCUAUGCAACUUAUAUUCAUAAAUCCCUUUCAGUCAAAUUCAGGUUUUUGUUGUUAUAUAGCCUACAUUAGGCUGUGAACUUGUCAUUUAAAUAGCAGACAGGUAAACACAACUCAACAGAUUUUUAAAUCAUUUAAGGUCAACUAACAAAAAAUAUUUCCCAUACUUCCUAAUACUAAAAAUUUAAUACUUGUGUUCUAUUUCAGUCUAAAAGAACAUCAGGUAGUAAAAAAUUUAUUUGGAAACUAUUUCAUUUGGACAAUUUUUUUUUUACAUAUCAUUUCUUUGUACAUUUUCCAGAAGUUUAGAAUUACAACUUAACAUUUUAUAAUUUUUAACUUUUUUGCAAGUUAUAACCAUUAGCUCUAUGCCCUCAAAUUAUUUUCAUUCUAUAGUUCAUAUCAAGAUUUUUUAAACAUAUUCCACUUAUUUGUUUUUAAUUUGUGAUUGUAUUUCUGUUUGUGUUGUUAAGGGAAAGCUGUUUCUGAAAGACAGAUUAAAAUGGUUUAGAUAGAACUAAAAGGAAUAUUUUAUAAAAUUCUAUUUGACCACACCAUCCUAAUCGCUCUAUAUACUUUUCAAAUAACUAUUGAAAGAGUGUACAUUUUAUUAUGUAUGUCUUAUACAAAUUUAUAUCAUUUUGUUUUUAUGGGGUGCAUAAACUUGCAACAGUUCUAAUUUGGGAUUCAAACAAAAAGGAAGUUUUCUCAAGUUAUUCUUUUUUUCUUCCUGCUUCUAUUUUGAGGAUUUUUUUUUUUAUCUUACAUGGGCCAAGUUUCAAUGCUUUAUUUUUAAAUAAAAAUUUCCUUCGAACAUUAAAUACUAACUUUCUGCUAUGUUUCUGUAAGGUCAAGAAAAUAGCAAGUCCAAAUUUUCGCUGCUCAGAUAUUAUGGAGGACGUAGAAAAGGGAGAAUCUCUGUGGACAAGGACACUGGUACUUUGGGCUUUAGCCAUAUUCUUUUUUUUUUUUUUUAACCCACCAAUUAUAUAAUAAGUACAUAAUUUAUAACAUUGAACUUGUGAUUCUUUUCAAAUCACACUUGAAGGUUCAGCCGUACUCCUUUCAUGUUUGGUUUAAAUUGUUGUAUGGAUGAAAAACCUAAAAGGGAUGAUAGUGUUUAUUUUUUAAUUUAUUUGGUACUGUAAAACACCUUUUCAGAGUGACUAAAUGCUGCAUAUGCAUUUUGGAAUUGUUAAUAUGUGAAAGAUAUAAAAGAUUCAGCAAGAAAGGAAAUUUGUGCUUCCUUGUUGAAUAUUAAAUUAUUUUACUUUGCAUUUUAUAAGAGUACAAAUUAAAACUGAGCCAUUGAACUGCAAUAAAUCAACAAUAGUGUCUCAUUUCAAGAAAUUUUUUGUACUGUACAUAGAUUUGUUCAAUAAAACAUUGUCCUUGUUGGUAAUGAAGUGUUCAGUUUUAUGUAGCACACUGCUUCAAUUCAAAAGAAAUUAGGCUUAAGGUA